UAAAGAGCACUUUAAUAUUUAUUAGACAAAACUAAAAAUGAAACUUGAAAUAACCGAUACCGCUCAAAACAUAAUUGAACAAAAAAAUAAAUUAAUAAUAAAAUGAAAAUUGAAAAACCCGAUAUUGUCGAAGACAUAAUUAAUCAAGUUGUUAAAAGUGAAAAUAUUAAGAAUCCUUCAGAAAUAUCAGUUUCGCGAGGCUCUCAAGAUGGUGACGGUUAUGUUUCAAAAACUUACGCAAUUUCUAUUAAAAAUGAUUUUGGAAAAGACAUCAAACUUUUCGUUAAAUACUUACCGGAUGAUGUGAUGUUGAAAUGGAAGACUGCUUUUAUUGAAGCUUUCUAUACAGAAUAUAACUUUUACGCGGAAAUCUACCCGGCUUUUAAUGAAUUCGAAAAUAGUAAAAAUAUUAAAGAACCAUUUAACAAUGUACCGAAACAUUUUAACACGAAAAUGAGAAAUGGUGAAACUCCACCAAUUGUUUUGGAAAAUUUAAGGAGUUUAGGGUACACUUUAAGAGAUCGAAAGAAACCUAUUGAUGAUGCGCAUUUAAUUUUACCUAUAAAAGCAUUUGCUAAAUAUCACGCUGUUAAUUAUGCCAUGAAAGAUCAACAAUCUGAAACAUAUAUAAAAUUAACUUCUGGUCCUAGAGAUAUAUUAGGUAACUAUUUUUUGGAAUUUGGAAUGUAUGAUAUGAUUGAAAAAUGUGUUAAACAACUUACGGAUAGUUUUGAUCCAAUUUUGGAUAAAGAAAUCAUGGAACGUUGUACAAAUUUAGAUCAGAAAUUAGUCAAUUAUAUGAAAAAUAUAUUUCGUGAAUAUGAUGAGUAUUUUAUUAUUGCGCAAGGAGAUUGUUGGUCCAACAAUAUGAUGUUUCUCUAUCAAGAAGAAACCGGUUUGCCAAUCGACGUAAAAUUAAUAGAUUGGCAAUGUCAAAGGAUUUCAUCUCCACUUUUCGAUUUUUCUUAUUUCUUUUACACAUUGGCCACGAAAAAAGAACUUGACAACGCCGAAUAUUACUUGAAACUUUAUUACGACACUUUAUCGCAACGAAUCGCCGAAUUAGGAAGUAAUCCAGAAAAUCUUUUUCCUUAUCACAUAUUUAGAGAUCAUUGGAGAAAAUAUUCAAAGUUUGGAUUGUGUAUGGCUUUUUCAGUCAUUAAAAUCCAAUUGUUUGAAAAAGACGAAAUUCCAAAUAUAUUAAAUCCGGAUACGGAAAUAACCCCAACAGAAGCUUUCGCUGUAGUUUUAAAAAGCCAAGAUGUUUAUAUUAAAAGAUUGAAAGACCUUUUAGAGUAUUUUAUACAUCAUGGAUUAUUGUAAUUUAAUUUUUAAUAAAUAAUGUAGUAAAAAUAAAAGCUCGAUUAUCUGUUCUUGCAGUAACUAUA
Molecule: messenger RNA, 1388 nt
Organism: Onthophagus taurus
Lineage: Eukaryota; Metazoa; Arthropoda; Insecta; Coleoptera; Scarabaeidae
Source: RefSeq, a predicted model, not a curated record